GGAUUUAAUGUCAGCUCAUCAAAAUACAAUAUGGAUCCUAAAAAGUGAUAAACAUGUAGUUCACAUUGGUAAAAGCCGAAGGCUUUAUCGAAGUAAUACCUAAACGAGUCUCGUAUAUCUGCAGAGGAUCACACUAUAUCCGAUAUAAAUUUAGCUCCUUCCUCUGAAGAUGGCACGGACUUCGUUUACCUUCAUGUACAUUUUGGAUUUGCGAGCGUGUCGCAGGGGCAAAACAAUAAGUAGCACAAGUUUCACAUGCUAAAGUGAGGCGGCGUAUCAACUGCAGCAGGACACACACAGGCUCUCUGUACGUUGGAGAAACUUCAAAGAUAGGCAAAAACUUUGAGCUUGUUGGUAUCGGCUCAGCAACUCCACUUAUGUCGCAAUUAUUCAUAUCUUAAGAACAACGCACGUAUGGAUUAAAAGUAAUACAAAGAUGGCUUUUUUGAUGACAAGUCUGUGUGGCAGUAUAAAUGCCAAAACAAGAGAGCUCUUCACUUCCUGCAACCAUUGCUGGAGUAGAUGUUGUUGCCUUACUAGUGUCAAUGAAUCUUAAUCAUGAAGCGUACAAAAAACUGAAUGAGAACUGAUAGACAAGGCAUAUAGCUCAAGAUUUUUGGUUCAUAGCACUAUCAUAGGCCUCAUCUGUGAUCAUUUGGUAGAGGAAAGUGAUACCAGACGAACGCCUUUGGUGGACCGAACAAUUGGUGUGGAAGCGUGCUAUUGCGGCGUUUCUUACGCCGACUAUAAGAAGGCUAAUGAUGCUGUCCCACUCAAACCAUUACCCAUCUUAAAAACAUGACAUCCAUAUUCCUAGAAUCCUAUCGUUACUAUGGGUCCCACUGCUCUACCAUUCCACCAUCUAUUAUAUUUACAUUUGGUAGACUUCUUAUUCAUUCAGCUAUACAAAGAGCACAAGUAUAAUCCCUCAACUUGCUUAAUCAGAUAAAUAUAUCUUCAGAGAAACCAUACGUCUGAUUAAUUGUGUGAGAAUGCUGCGAAUUCUUAUUGCUUUCCCUCGGCAUUGUCUAAAAGGGAGCUCCCAGAGGACGAAAAGGAUAACUCCCUUUAGACCCACACCGGAAAGCUCCAACGUCAGGCCCAUCACGUUUUAUUGCUUUCUCUCCUGCCUUGUUAUUUUGUUGUUUUUGUUGACCCAACUACCCCUUGUGAAGGCGACUCUUAUGGCAUCCUCCAAUAUUGAGUACUGCACUAAUGAUGGAAAGAAUCCGCUGAAUUGUAAGAAGAAGUUGGUGGUUACGCUGUCCGUGGAUCCGAAGCAGCAAGAAGGCUCUGAGGAAGUGGAUUUUGUGAGGUCUGCAAGCGAUAUAACGCAAGAAACUCCAACGAAGGUAUAUUUUUCUCCUAUCAAGGUUGCCAUCAGUCGCAGUCAUGUGAGCUAUCGGUAUCCCCUGACUUAUGUAAAAGCCUUCAACGCGAAGCCUUAUGAAGAAGUAAUCGCCGGUGAUUUUAUUUCUCGGUGUAAUGACGACUUUGAUGAAAGCGCGACGUGUGGGCUCCUCAAACAUCAUGGCAAGCCCGUUCCAUAUUCGCAAGGGUUUUGCUGUUCAUGUGAUGUUUGUCAAGUGCUGGGUCUAUGCUCGAGUAACUCUCGAUCCCAACGCCACUGUGACCUUUUCGGCCGAUACACGGCUGCGUCAUGCCUACGUCACAGUAAGGAUUGGUAUGAUGGGUAUAAUAUCGGCCCGUACCUGGUCGAUUACCGAAUCAGGCUUACGUUGAGUCAACAGAUAGGAUCCAUAAUCCCUCAUAACAGUUCCUUUCCAACUAAUCUGAAAACCGUAUUGCUUCUUAGUCCCACAGAAUCGGUGGCCAGUUCUGAGGAAUUUGAUGUUAUUGCAAAGAUGGUGGGAAGUCUAUCACCUGACGCUCAACCCUUAGACCUUACUCAUCACAUAUUCCUUUCCCCCCUUGUGGGGACAGGGAGUGACCGUGUUGAGGCGGGGUCGGCUGAGUGGAUGAUUCUGGAUCAAUCGCUCGUCACGUUGGAUGGCCGCACCUGUGAUAAAGUAGGGGUGGGCUAUGAGGCCUUCGCGACGCAGUCCGAUGCGUGCCGCAGGGCUUUCGGUAGCUGCCUCAACUCCCAGAUCGAUGACUACCGUGCAAUGGACAUGAAGGCUAUUGCCUCGGGAGGUAAAGGUAAAUACAUGGUCAACUCGUUUGGAAAUUUCUCCCUGCAGAGGUCUACUAAUACCACGAGCUCUGAUAAUACGCUCUACCUCCGCUAUACCGCGUCCGUUUCGACACCAGUACUGAUUAUCCUUACUCUUUCGGCAGAUCACCUGCGCUACAUUGAGUCUGUCUCCCCCGGAGUCAUUUUGGACGCCAGGGUGUCACAGGACGAGGUGACGGUGAAUACUAAGGGUACUGAGAUUAUCACUAAAAUCAAGAACACUGGCAUCGUCACUUCCCGCUUUACGGUAUCAGUGAAAUGUACUGAAAACGUCUUUCCCAUUCUGGAGCAAGUUAUUUUUCUCGCAGCUUUAGAAGUUCGAGAGCUCCACUAUGAUUUAAAUGUCGAAAGCGUCGACAAAAACGGCACAAGUUUCUGUGAGGUCAUACUAAAAGGUGCUCAAGGACAUGUGGAAGACAAAAAGAAAGUUGUAUUUAAGACCAAGGAAAUAGAAAAAGACAGAUUGACACCGGAUGAAGAUACUGGGGCAAGUAGGGAAACUACCCAGUCUGCCUCUGUGCACGGUACAUGCGACAAAUUCGGCUUUCUGAAGGGGCUCUGUAAACUUUGGGUUUUUAUCGCCGUUAAGAUAGGUAAUAGCGCCGGAGAGAUGAUUGGAAUUUUGGUUCUAUCUAUCGCUCUGAUUUUUUUCUUAUUUGCGGCAUGUAAAUGUGCCUGUAAAGCUUGCAGUAAGCAUAGGGGUGCCGCAUACCGCACCGACUGA
This is a messenger RNA of Phytomonas sp. EM1, 2918 nucleotides long. Lineage: Eukaryota; Euglenozoa; Kinetoplastea; Trypanosomatida; Trypanosomatidae. The record is from the annotation of a GenBank genome assembly.